AUGAAUGGAACCGAAAUUGAUCUAAUCAAUGAAUAUACCAAGAAUUGGAGUAAUGAAUAUGUGAAAGCUCUUGUGACAAAAACUGUUCAUAGAAAUGUGAGUUUUUCUUGAUUUUAUUCAGAUUUCAAUGAAAAAAUUACAGAAAAUCACAGAAAAAUUCAAAAACUCAAAAAUUGAAGAUGUUCACAAGUUGCUGGAGAUAUUAUUUGAGGAUGAAUCGAAUGAUAUUCAUGAAUGUUAUAAGAGCAAAGAUGAUUUGUUGAAAAACAUAAUUGCAAUUCAAAUGUUCUCAAACCAGAUGCUAUAUUUUGGUUGUCGAUUGAACUUCAACACCCAACUCUAUUGUUCCAUUGAUAUAAAUGAGGUUAAAUUUAUUACCAAACAUGAUGCACUGGCAGUUUUUCAUCAAGAAGUGCAUUUAGUUCAAUAUCCUACACUCAGCGAAUUAAUGAAGAUAUCGAUUCUUCGAGAAAUCUCAAGAAAUUUGGAAGAUAACAACAAGAGCCAUGAAAUGAUUCCUUUCAAAUUAUUGCAUGAAAAUGUCCUUCACUUUAGAAACACCUAUUUUCCUCGAUUCUCGCCUUAUAUCGAAGCUGUCGAAAUACAUCAAAUCACACGACUUUUUGAUUCGAAACAUGAUAUUGAUUUGAUGUUGCAAAUGGUUGCGGGAAUCCAUCAAGUAACAUUGGGUUUAUCAUAUUCGGACAAACAGUUACAAUAUUCUCUCAUUCAUAGAUAUUUAUCAUGCUGGAAGAAAAAUAUUCGAAAGUUUUUUGAGGACAAUCAUUGGUUUCAUGAUAAAUAUCCAGUUGUUCAAGGAUUUUACGAAACUAAUGAGAAUAGUGAUAAAUCAAAGUUUUUCAUGGCAAAAGAAUUGGAAAAUGCGCUGGAAAUAGCAUUGAAAAAACGAUAUUCGAAACCAUUUCCUAAAGGUAUUCAAAUAAAUUAUAAUAAAUACAUUUAUUCUAUUGAAUUUCAGGUCUAAUUUCAAUUGAAACCGAAGAAGAACGUAAACUGGGAAUAUUGAAGAUUGUGGAUUGGGAGACUUUUGGAAAAAUCAUAAAAAUUCUCAAAUUAUCGAUGACUGAUAUUUAUAUUCUUGAUGUGCCAAUUCGAGAAGUACAUUUUGGUCACACAUCUCCAAUCUCAACUCCUUAUGGAACUUAUUGUAAAUUGGCUUUGAAUUCAUUUAUUGCGUUAUUCGAUGAAGUUGCAAAUGGAAUGAAUCUAUUCCGAAGAGGAGGUCUGAAAAAGGACAAUUUUCCAAAAAUCAUCGAAUGGUUUGCGAAAUUGACUGAAAAUGAUCAAGUAUUUAGUGCUUAUUGGAAUAAACGAUUUUUGAUCGAAACUUGGAAAUUGGAAGAAAUUAUUGAUCGAGCUUAUAUUGAAUUAGAACAAUUUAUGACCAAGGUAUGUUUAUAAAAUGUUGAUUAUUUUUCAAAAAAAAAUCAUUUUUUCAGUCAAUUCGAAAACUUCCAAAUUUUCCUAUGAAAAAAUUCGGUAAUCUCUGAAUGGGGCCCCUGAAUGGGGCCAGUUUCUGAAAAAAUGGGGCCACCUGAAUGGGGCCACUUGUGUGGCAAAUUCCCUCAAUGGGGCCAGCAAGAAAAAAGUAAGAAUUUCUCCCUUUUUCCUGAAUGGGGCCACCUAAAAAGAUGAAACACAUAAUUUCUGUAUAAUUCCUCAAUGGGGCCAUGUAUUUUUUGUGCAUUUCCUGAAUGGGGCCCAUCUUUUCAUUUUUAUACAUCUUGUGACGUCAUAGUGAUCGUGAAUUGAAAUUUCAUGAAAGUUUUCAAAUUUUUAAUAACGUUAUUAUGAUGUGGUUUUUAUUCUUGUCAGCAUUGAAAACAUUUCGAAUGUAACUUUUUCUCAAAUUUUCAGGCUCUGAUGAUGAAAAUAUUUAAAUUUUCCUCGAAUAUUUCGAAUAAUUUUUCCGGGUAAACUUUACAUUUUCCCAAUUAUUUUCUUCAAUUAAAUUGAUGUUUUCUUCUAAAAUAAGUUUUUCAUUUCAUUAAGUUUUGGUUAUUAUCGUAUUCUUAGCUAGUUGACAACAAGUUUUUGGAUAACUUCCCAAAAAACUCAUCGGGGUCCCCAAAAAACACACCUUUUUUGCGCGAUGUCCGUGUCUUGUUUAUGGGCAAGGUGCCAAAAUACCAAGGUGUGAAAACUUAUAUGACAUGUUUUUCAAUAGUUUUCAAAUUUUAUAUAGAAUUUUUGUGAGAAUUAUCUAACGAACUACUUCCAGAUUUUGGUUCAAUUUUCAAAAAAUGCUUCUGUGAAUAUUUUCGAAUUGUUUAAUGCGUAGUAACCCGAAAAUUUCGUGACCCGAAAAUUUGAGAAAAAACAUUUGAUAUUUUUUCUCCAAUUUGUGAAAAUUCUGAAUUUUCUCUGUGAUUUUUGAUAGUUUUCGAGUGUUUGAAAAAAGCAAGACUUGAAUUCCAAAAAGAAAUAUUUCAUUUAAUUUUACUGUUUCAAAAAUUAUUGAAACUUGGGAAUUUUUAUGUAAGAGAGGCUUCAUGCCUUCAGAACCCAACAUUUGCAUACGUGGUACUCGGCAUAUGAAUAAGUUAUAACUCACAUACGCUAUUAAAAAAUUUGAUAACUUUCAUGAAAUUUCAAUUCACGAUCACUAUGACGUCACAAGAUGUAUAAAAAUGAAAAGACGGGCCCCAUUCAGGAAAUGCACAAAAAAUACAUGGCCCCAUUGAGGAAUUAUGCAGAAAUUAUGUGUUUCAUCUUUUUAGGUGGCCCCAUUCAGGAAAAAGGGAGAAAUUCUUACUUUUUUCUUGCUGGCCCCAUUGAGGGAAUUUGCCACACAAGUGGCCCCAUUCAGGUGGCCCCAUUUUUUCAGAAACUGGCCCCAUUCAGGGGCCCCAUUCAGAGAUUGCCAAAAAUUCAAAGCUAUCAAGGAACUUUGCAAAUUGUCAACAGAUUACGAAGAGCUUUCUCUCCAAUUCAGAUAUAAUUUCAUGAAUGAAAGAUCUGCUCUUGCUGCCACUCUAUGGCCAUCUGAUAUUUUAUUAUCACAUCGAAUAAUUAUUUUCAAUUAUAUGAUUGCAUGCAAUAAGAAAGUUGACAAAUUUUGUGCGAGUCAAGGGUAUUUUUUGAGUUUUAGUUUUUCGACUACUUUACCAGAAGUGAACACGAAAAUAGUUGAAAUUGGAGAAGAAGAUUUGAAAAAAAUGAAAGAAGAGGAAUUCAUGUAAGUUUUUUUGUUUUUGAAGUCUAGAAUUUGACACUGUGUUUUUUCCUAAUAGAAAAAUGCAAUCUCGAGGAGACGCAGACACUCGCUGGUCUCGACACGCAGUGUGUCUGCCACACACUAUUUCUCCCCCUUUUUCGGCGAGAGAUUUGUCUGCACACGUUAAAGUCUGCGUCUCCCUCGAAUUGCAAAAAAUACAGUGUUGAAGAUGACUUUCGCACUGAGCAUUUUGUGAUUCUGGCCUAGAAAAUUUAAACAAGCGGUUUAUCGAAAAGUUCGGCCACGCAAUCAUGUGCGCUCUGUUGUAAACAGUUUUUUUCGAAUUCUCGAAAAAUUUGUGUGGCAGACUACUGUAGCUCGCAGUUGUGUGCAAACACGGCGACACACAAAUGCAUGCCCCAUUGGUUCGUGAGGCUGGAGGACUACAGGAAGUUGUGAAAUUGAGAGAAUGUGAAAAAUACUAAAAAAAAUACAAGAUUUUAAAAAUGGCGUUGGCAGUUCAUACUCCAUGCUCACAAUCAGUGCGAAAAUCAUCUUUAUGGGGUGAUUCAGUCGAAUUAAUCGACGUGAAUUUGUCAAUUAAUUGACAAAAAAUUCGAGUCUUUUAGGGCGAUUAAUUUCACGUUUUUGUCAAUUCCUCGCUUUCAUUUCUUGGCAAAAAAUGCGAUUAAUUGCAUAAAAAUAGAAUUUAUUUGACCUAUAUUUUGAAACGUGACCUAUAUGAGUUGGAAUUAUCAACAAAAAAUUGUCUUCUCUCAAUUUUCUUUCAUUUCGAAAUGAAUUCAAAAAAUAAGCAGUGAAUUUAGAACACGUUUCGAAAAAAAAGGUCAAAUAAAAUCUAUUUCGUAUUGAAAUUCCUCAUUUUUGAAUGCAAUUAAUUGCAAAAAAAGAUGGAAUUAAUCGACAAAAACGUGAAAAAUCGCACAAAAAUGACUCGGAUUUUCUGUCAAUUAAUCGUUAAAAAAAGGAAUUGAAUCACUCCAUUAAAGUGAAGAAUGAAAAGUUGAAGUUCAUGCUGAAAAUUUUCAGGAAAAUUCUUCCAACAAUCCCACUUCAUUUCAAAAUGACAUUCAAAGCGUUGAAUGAAAGAAUCAAUGCAAAUAUUUCGAAUCGUGGACCAAUUCGUUGUGUUUAUGUAGGUUUUUGAAUAAUCCAACAAAAACAAAAAAGUAUUUUUUCAGAAAGUUGAAGAUAAAAGGAAAUAUGUUGAAAUUUGCUUGAAAUAUACGGAAUUUCUCGAUUUUGCAUGGACAAGCGAAAAUGAAUGUUUGGUUAAGAGAAAAGUGAUUCCAUCAAAACGAGAUGAAAAAUAUAAUGAUUUGAUUCUUUCCGAUAAGAAAUUAUUGAAUACUUGGAAUGAUAAAAAAGGAUUAUUCUCGAAGGAAAAUUUCGAAGCGUUUUGUGAGAGACUCGAAGAAAUGAGAUAUGAAGCUGAAAAUGAAGAAGAAGUUGAAUCGAUUACAAAAGUUUUGAAGAGUCUUGAAAUUAAAAACGCCAAGCCAUCUGUCUAG
Molecule: messenger RNA, 4710 nt
Organism: Caenorhabditis angaria
Lineage: Eukaryota; Metazoa; Nematoda; Chromadorea; Rhabditida; Rhabditidae
Source: the annotation of a GenBank genome assembly